Molecule: messenger RNA, 742 nt
Organism: Amoebophrya sp. A120
Lineage: Eukaryota; Dinophyceae; Syndiniales; Amoebophryaceae
Source: the annotation of a GenBank genome assembly
GCGAGAGCAACAACAAGGCGCCGACACAGGCCGCGGGAAAAUCGGAAGAGAAAGGCCUCCCCUCCGAGGACCUUCGCAAAAGUUUCCCCCGGAGAAAAAGGAGAGCAAAGAAGCGGCGGAGCUGCGGAAAAGCCCGCGCCAUCGCCGCCGGCGAGAAAGGCCCGCCAAAAAUGGCGGCCCGCCUGGAGACGGCGGGCGAUUGGCCGCGGUGCUCUUUCGAUUUCUUCCCUGGGCUUCAUUCGCGGCGCUCCCCGACUUGUGGCCACAUGGCUAGACAUUCGAGACCGAUUGGAUCACUGGGGACCCACUGCGCAGACAUGCGCCUCCCGCCUGGCCCAGGUUGGUCGGCCGGUGUGGUCUACUGCUUUGGCGACGCCUGUAAGUGCUUGCCGUGCGGCUGCGGCAUCCCUCCAAGCACACCACUACCGAGAUGGCCCUGCUGCCAGAUCCAGACCACGGGGAUGGCGGUCGCGCAGAUGUUUGCGGGGCGACGCGGUGGCGGGUAGUGGGCUACGGAUGGCCAGGGGGCUACGGCGAACGUAUUCGCCGCGGCACGUAAUGGAGGCGGCCAACUAGCAGGGGGCUCGGAGCGCAAAGGGGGAAGCCUUCUGCAGGCCUGCUGCCGGCGCCGGGGCAUUCGCCAGGCGGCAACGCGGAGAACGACACGGGAUGGGCGGGCGCCCUUGUGUGCAAAAUAAAAGCAAGGCGGGGCGCCGCUAAGGCGCGCGGGCGACGUCCCUGG